CUUGGAGGUGGCAGCCGGUUUCAACCUUGGAACUUAAACAUGGCCUUGGAAUUUGGGUUAUGGUACUUCGGCUCGUCCACCGUGCAAUUUCGCGAAUGAGGAAAAUUUCAGACUCACAAGUGCGAACCUUUCGCUCGAAGGAAGAACGGAAAGCUCUCCAAAAGAGUUCGGCCAAGGCAAGGGAGCAAGAAAGGAAGCGCGCACUGACAGAUUUUGCUCACUAUGAAAACUCAGACAUAAGUGAUUAUUAUUUUUGCGAUGGGUUUCGAAAGGUUUUUCCUUAUUACUUUGUGUUCAAAGCUUAUGCGAAACGUCGGUGGCUGGCGCGGUCACUGCGAGAUGUUUUAUUAGAUGAAUUCACCUUCCCGUCAGCAGAUCUGAUUACUGAGCGAUGUCGUCUAGGUGAUAUAAGAGUAAACGAUACCUUAGUUUCUGAAGAUUACAUCCUGAAGGACACAGACCUUAUCUCCCACAAAGUGCAUCGCCAUGAGCUGCCCGUUUUGGAUACACCUCCAAUCUUCGUGCACGAAGAUGACGACGUCUUGGUGGUCGUGAAACCAGCCUCCGUUCCCGUUCAUCCUUGCGGCCAGUAUACUCUAAACAGCAUGGUGCACAUUCUGGCUAAAGAUUACGGAUUUCGUCCGCUGAGGUUUAUACAUCGGCUUGACAGGAUGACCUCCGGCCUUCUCAUUAUUGCGAAGAACUAUGACGCAUCUCUUCGUCUUACAACUCAGAUCAAUGAACGUCAGGUAAAGAAGUUUUACCUAUGUCAAGUUGACGGAUUCUUCCUCUGUCAAGGCUCAGACUCCUCUGACGACCUUCCCGCUGGUGUGGUUGUGUGCAGUCAACCGCUAGGCCCUUUGUCCUGCAAACUCGGUGUUUAUGCAGUUUUACCGGAGAAUGCUGGAGGAAAGUCCGCUGUUACUCAUUUCAUACGUUUAACGUAUGACAAAGCGACGGAUAGAAGCUUAGUCUUAUGUCGUCUUUUCACAGGUCGUACACACCAGAUACGAGUUCACGCGCAAUUUCUCGGCCACCCGCUUGUCAACGACCCACUGUACAAUUCGACUGUUUGGGGAGAUCAGAAAGGCAAGGGUGCUCAAUACGACGUUCCAGCUGAUGAAGUGGUCCGGCGCAUUUCUAAUCACAGAUCCAUAUCUGCUUACAUAGAAAACGAGGAGGUACGGACAUAUUUUGAAAAGUGAACCGGAUCGACACAACUCCACUAGCAAUAGUGCGAGUUUAAUUUGUGCUUCUCCAGUGCACUCGGGUUUUUUUCACACGCGUCACUCACUUCCUUUUCCACUACAGACUGAACCUGGGCAUGAAACCACCCCACCCUUAGAACGAUUCAAGGCUCGAAUUGACAGGUGUUGUUCAAUAAACUCGUCCGCUCGGGACCGCCUGUUGCAGUCAUUCGAUCCCACUUGUCCGGAGUGCCAACUUUCGUUCAAGAAUCCGACAAUGAACAACCUUGUCUUGAGGCUCCAUGCAUAUCGGUACGCCGCACCGGAUUGGUGCUAUACGGCGCCUUUACCAACUUGGGCAACAGCCUCUCCCGGUGAGGAUUUGUCUGCCACCGUGGCAGCCGCGAUGGACGCGCUAGCAUAAAGCGAGGUUAAAAAUUUAAAGUACAGUUUGUAUCAAAGCCAUUAUUGAAACAUACGUUUAAAUUGUGCAUAGAAAAAUGGGUUUUCACUCUG
Messenger RNA from Dicrocoelium dendriticum, 1703 nucleotides. NCBI's taxonomy places the organism in Eukaryota, Metazoa, Platyhelminthes, Trematoda, Plagiorchiida, Dicrocoeliidae. The record is from the annotation of a GenBank genome assembly.